CCGGCAAGAACUCUCAAGUGCCACUCAAUGCCCAGAUACCAGUAGUGUACGUCGGAGCUUGACUUUGUUGUUGAGUGACUGACACUUAAAACACGUUCAAUGGCGGCCACACUCUUGUUCUGUUUUGAAAUCUACUGAAAGCAUACAAAGAACACUAACCAAAAGGAACAUAGAGCAACCUAGUGCACUUGCGUGUUCUCUGUGAUCUUUCCCGAGAUGCAAAGAUGAAAUUCUACCGAAUGACAAUCAUCCUGACCUGCUGCGCCCUCGCCACAACCGACGCAGCUUCCUUAACAGACCGUCCGCCAGCAGGAGUUCCCCAAGACGCUUCCGUGGUUGGAGCGAAAUCAGCUUUUUGCCAAGACACCGGCACUGUUCUGACGUGCGAUUUUCAAUGGGACCAAAAGAAUGUUUAUUUACCGGGCCACGGAAUCGCGAAAGGCCACGACCUGGUCAUCCUCCAGCGAGUUCACAACCUGGUCCUCGAUCGCCGGGCUUGCCUCAACCUCAGCCUGCGAGAGGUGGCGCACGGGAGGGCGGAGGGCAUCGUGGAUGAAUCCUGCUCGAAGGUUGAGCUGUCCCUCCGAAACGUAAGUCUUGGUGCGGUUGAGGCUCCGGUGACUUCGCUGUACGCUUACAAGUCGCAUCUGGAGAGAAUUGCGAUGAGGGACGUCGACUCGAAGCUGACCAUAAUCGGUUCCUCCGUCGGCGAGUUCGAUGUGGUGCGCGUCGCUGACAGCGGCGUGAUGGUGCAGCUGCACAGCACGACGGUUAAGCGGCUGAAGAACCUCCACGUUGCGGGCGACUCGAAGGUCCACCUGCAUGGCGUCACGUUCGAGGGCGAGUUCAAGCUUGUGUUGGCCUCCAAGGGAAAUCUUCUGACUGCGAUGCAGUUUCCACCACUGAAGAUAGAAAGCGACCAUUCAGCGGUCCUCACCCUCAAACAUGGCGCUGAGGUCACCCUCGAGGACAUACGGGGUGGCCUCAAGAUCGACGUGCCUGCCUGCCCAGCCUUCCAAGGGAAACCCACGGAGGACUCUCUCUCUGCGACCACAUCGGAGCCCGAAGAUCAGGAGCAAAAUGUGCUCCUCCUGCCCUUCUUCGCUUCGCUUGCUUUAAACGCCGCACUUGCAAUACCACUCAUUUGCAUUUGUGGACGUUCAAUCUCGAAGGUGGAGAGUGAAACAAAGGAAACUAAGAACAGCAAAAAACCACUUCUAGUCUCUUCGGAUGAAAUGCCAUAUCCUAGGGUCAAGAAAAAAAGGAAAAACUAUAUAUUAUCAAAUUUCCAGUCAUACAUACGACUAACAAGAACGCACUUGCGUCCGAGAAAAUGUCGACAGAAAACUAAUAAUAUAAAACAUUCUGCAAAGGCAGAAUUCAGUGGAAACAGCAUCGGUCACAGUGCAGAUGUGAUUAAAAAACUGAACGAAAGAGAGCAAAGGCCAAACCACAGAAAGGCACGUCAGAGAACUUUAACCUACCAUGGCCCUUACACUGAAAGUGAACUCAUGCUUUGCGCAACGUCGUCUGAAGAUGGGGAAUCGUAUACGACAACCUCAUCAACAGAUACACGCCUAAGCAGUGUGAUAAGUCAUGUUUAAAUAAUUUUGUUUGUCUGGUCUACAACCUAGUGCCGAGUAAUGUGAAAAUAUAAAAAUCGUUACAAGCUCCCAGCGAG
Messenger RNA from Penaeus monodon (black tiger shrimp), 1681 nucleotides. RefSeq lists its product as uncharacterized. Lineage: Eukaryota; Metazoa; Arthropoda; Malacostraca; Decapoda; Penaeidae. The record is from RefSeq and is a predicted model, not a curated record.